Messenger RNA from Danio rerio (zebrafish), 1603 nucleotides. Its product is annotated as zgc:162958. Gene Ontology annotation, molecular function: sequence-specific DNA binding. Gene Ontology annotation, biological process: positive regulation of DNA-templated transcription. Lineage: Eukaryota; Metazoa; Chordata; Actinopteri; Cypriniformes; Danionidae. The record is from RefSeq and is marked predicted. Gene Ontology annotation, cellular component: nucleus; chromosome.
AUAAAGUCUGCGCGUCAGCAGAAGGAAGGAAGAGUGUCUAAACACAAAGAGACUCUUGGAGAAGCGGCUGAGUAGAAUCAUCUACUAUUAUAAAGAUGGCGUCUCUUAAAGAGGACAGUGAAGAUCUGAGGAUCACAGAAGUGUUCACACUGAAACAUGAAGAUCCUGAGGAACAAACAGGGCUGAUGGUGCAGAAAGAAGAGACUUCGUACCUGAAUCAAAUGGAAGAGAAAGAUCAGAAUGAGAAACACCAAGAUUUCUUACCUGAUGAACCAUCCUCAGUGACCAAAAACACUUGUGAAAGUGCUGAGAAAACCAAAUCUAACAGUUAUAUCCCUUGUCCGGAGUGUGGAAAACAGUUUUGUCAGAAAUCAAGCCUUGAAGCUCACAUGAGAAUUCACACCGUAGAGAGCCUUAUAACAUGUGAUCAGUGUGGAAAGAGUUUCUCUAGAAAAUCAUAUUUCGACAAGCACAGGAAAACUCACACCAAAGAGAAGCCUUACUGGUGUACCGAGUGUGGAAAGCGAUUCAGUCAAAAGAACAACCUUACAGUGCACAUGAGAAUUCACACCGGAGAGAAGCCUUUUCCCUGUCAGUAUUGCGGAAAGAAAUUCAGGCAAAUGCAAAACCUUAAGGCUCACAUUUCUGUCCACACCGGAGAGAGGCCUUAUAACUGGCAACCAUGUGGAAAGAGAUUUACUAAAGUAGAAAUCCUUAAAGAACACACAGGAAUUCACACUGAAAAGAAUCUUUUAACGUGCGAUCAGUGUGGAAAGAGUUUCACUAGAAAAGCAGGUUUUGAAAUCCACAUGAGAAUGCACACCAAAGAGAAGCCUUACUGGUGUACCGAGUGCGGAAAGCGAUUCAGUCAAAAGCACAACCUUGAGGUGCACAUGAGAAUUCACACCGGAGAGAAGCCUUUUCCCUGUCAGUAUUGUGGAAAGAGAUUCAGGCAAUUAAAAAACCUUAAAGCUCACAUCACUGUUCACAAACAGAAGCAGUAUGCCUGCCAACAGUGUGGAAGGAGUUUUGCCCAAGCAGAAAACCUCCAAGUCCACAUGAGUGUCCACACUGGAGAGAAGCCCUACUCUUGCACGCAGUGUGGCAAAAACUUUAAAUGUAAAUACAACCUUACUUGCCACAUGAAAAUUCACACUGGAGAGAAGCCGUUCACGUGUGAUGAGUGUGGAAAAGGGUUUAGGCGUAAAUUUCACCUUAAACAACACAUGUGGCUUCACAGAACAGAUAAAUUAUUUACAUGUGAGAAGUGUGGGAAGAGUUUUGUGCGUGAAGAUUACCUUAGCGAGCACAUGAGGGUUCACACAGAGAAAUCUUUUAAAUGUGAUCGAUGUGGAACGGGUUUCUCUUAUAAGAGGAACCUCAAAGUACACAUGGCCAGGCAUUCACCCAAAGAUGACCCCCAAUAACAUUCAUCUAGAUUUGCCCGUGUGAGUAUAUUUCUGCCAAUUAACCUAGCAAGAAACAUUCAACACUACUGUGUCUCUGUUAACCGUAUGGUUGUUUAAUUCACCCGGAUGUGUUGUUUGUUGUGUUAUGUUCGUUAUUUUGAAAUAAACCUAUUAUUAAGAUACACAAUUUGACC